AUGGCAGCGGCGUUCCUCAGCCAGCUGCUUAGAGUCGAGAACAGCGUGGAGCCCAACAGCAGCGACCGAUGCAUCGUCUGUCUAACAGAAUGCGGCACGCUUUGUGACGAGAGCGGCAUCGUCGAGUGGGAAAUGCGCCUCCCGUGCGACCACAAGGUAGGCUCCCGAUGCAUUGCCACCUGGCUUGAUCCCACAGGCGCCGCCAACAAUUCGUGCCCCGUAUGUCGGUAUGUCUUCUUUCCCGCACAGCCUCGGCCGUACCUCGAGCAUGGGAUUAUAGAAGAAGAUCACUUUGACAUGUCAGAUGGUGGUGAGUACGACGGUCCUGGAUCGCCAAACUACAACGCUGACAACGCUUGGACUUUCAACCCUGUCAAUCGGGAUUUCGGCCGCCUGUAUUAUCAUGGAGCGGAGGAUGACGACGAUCAAGGUUGGGGGCCAGACAUUGGCGGAGGCAAUAUUCCAGGAUCGCCAGGCUACAGCCCCCGAUCCUCUGACAGCGCUCCGAGAUCCCCCGUCAGCUCGAAUCUCGAACACCAAGGAAACACUAUGGCGGAGGACGACGACGACGACGACGACGAAGAGGUGCCUGAAGAGGAUAUCCACGAGGGAGCGAGGGUGACGAGCGAGGUCGAAUACCGCCCCAGCACCGACCUGCAGACCGUAAAAGCCAUGUGCGAAACCUACAGCUACCGGCUCAACUUCACCUCCAGCUCGAAGACGAUCGCCGUCUCCCAGCGCUUCGCCGAGAAGAUCCACGUCGCGUGCGCGCUCGCGGGCCACGCUCCGCCGUCCGUCGCGGCGGUCGCCGUCUUCGUGGCGUCACACCUCGCGGGCGCGCCGAAGACGGCGCACUGGGUGUCCCUGAUGUCGGGCGUCGACGCGGACGCCAUCGCCGGCCUUUAUUGGUUCGUUUGCCCGGCGCGGGUGCGUGCUGAGCUUGUGGACGAGGAGAUGCUCGCGAUGAUUGAUAGGGGCGAUCGGGAGACUGUUCUUGGGUUUCUGCCGGGAGCGUGA
Molecule: messenger RNA, 1017 nt
Organism: Letharia columbiana
Lineage: Eukaryota; Fungi; Ascomycota; Lecanoromycetes; Lecanorales; Parmeliaceae
Exons: 1
Coding region: 1-1017 (338 amino acids)
Source: RefSeq, a predicted model, not a curated record